Molecule: messenger RNA, 339 nt
Organism: Gongylonema pulchrum
Lineage: Eukaryota; Metazoa; Nematoda; Chromadorea; Rhabditida; Gongylonematidae
Source: the annotation of a GenBank genome assembly
GAUGGUUUCUUGCGGAUUUUCAGCUACCACAGCAUGGAAUUGACUGCUUUUAUGAAGUCAUAUUUUGGUGGACUGAUGUGCCUGGCAUGGAGUCCCGAUGCAAGGUACAUAGCCACCGGCGGCGAGGAUGACUUGAUCACUGUCUAUUCAGUUAUCGAUAAGCGCGUCAUUUGCAGAGGCCAGGGCCACAGAAGCUGGAUUUCAAAAGUGGCUUUUGAUCCAUACACGUCGUAUGCAACAGAUUCUUCCGGGCAUGCAGGCAUCCCCGUUGAUCUUGGGUCUGAUGAAGAUUUGCGGCCUUCAAGUUUGAAUAGCAGCGGCUUACUGUUUAAAAGUUAG